AAUCAAACGACGCAGUUUACCAGACAAUUUUAUACUUUACAGAUAUGACUGAUGUUAAAAUUUAAUGGAUCUUCAGUAUAUUAUCUGUUGUAGCUUCAGAUUCUAUCCCAACAUCAAUUCCUGAUUUAUACGCCAACUACGGUUUGUCUCUGAGUAGUAGUAAUUAUUACAUAAAACAUGUUUAUGAAGGAGAUAUAAUGAUAUUCAGAUGUUAUUUGUCAACAAUGGGGGAUCCUCCGAUUACAUGGACAUGGUAUUGUGGAAAAGAGGUGAUGAAAAACGUUACAUUUUCAAGCAGCCGUUUGUAUACAUACAUGAAUUUCACUGCAACAUGGAAGCACGACAGAAAACUUUGCUAUUGCAGAGCAAAAUCAUCUUCUUCUAUUUUAUUCUACGACGAAACCUCUCGAUAUAGCUACCAGAUGCGUGUUUAUCAUUCACCUCAGUCACGUCCCGGGAUUUAUCCAAAUUCUCCUACAACUGUACAGAUCGGUGAGAACAUAAGCAUCAAGUGUAAUCUUACAACUCUGGGAUAUCCUCAAAUUAUAUGGAAAUGGCUCUGUUACAACAUGGCACCACAGAAUGGAGUAGACGUAGGAACUGAGUCUUACUUAACAUUCAUGGCGUCUCCAGGGCAUGACGGAAUGGUUUGCAGAUGUAGAGGAAUAUCUUCCUCCUCUUCUCACUAUUCAUAUGACGAGGUGUCGGAACCUUUGAAGAUCACCGUUUUAUCCACAACCGAAGAAGAACCUCUAUUCAUAACAGCUGCAGCUUUUGGAACAGUAACCGGGUUACUGGUAGUUAUUAUAAUAGCGUUAAUCAGCAUCCUAGUAUUACAGUUUAUCAGAGGCAAGAAAGAAAGUAUCUGCUCCUAUGAAAAUUUUGGAAAGACAUUAGAGGGAAAACCAAGCGGUCAACAAAAUCCUACAUAUAUCAAAGAAGAAUCGUACGAAGUACUGCAAGUUAACAGAGAGAGAUUCUAGACAAAUAUCAGACCCUUGGAUUUCAGAAGAUUAUGGUACUUCAGUUGUGUGACAUUUUCUUGACACUUCUUUUCAUGAAGUUAAUUUGACAGAUGUUUGCAUAUUUUUACCCAGUGGAUAAUGUUGAAAAUCAAGUAUCGUGUACAUAUUACAAACAUGAAAAAACAUCACUCAUUUAUACUAUUUGUUAAGAAACAUCGCAAGAGUAUGCUGAUAAAGCAAUUUUUGUAAAUAAUAUUGAUGGUGAUAUUUGUUGUUCUUAAAAUAUUUGCUGCUAAUUCAUAUAUAAAAUUGAUCUAUUAAUGAUAUAUAUCAAAACAUAUAUGUUGUUAAUAAACUAUGCUAUGAAUUUCACAAAACUGUUUGAAAAAGUUUUCAUUUAAAUUAGUACUUAGUAUAAAGUAAAGAAAUCUCUACAACUUGACAAGAAAUAAAAAUAAUUACAUAUCAUUGGCGUUUAGGUGUAUACAUAUUGAAAGCUAGUUGCGAUGGAUGACCAAAGUUUCCCCAAGAAAACAUUGAAAGUAAAAAAAAAUACUUAACAAUGUAAAUCAUUCGGUAGUCCGUUGUGUGUUAACAUUUGAACAUUUGUGAGUUUUUCUCUGAAAUGGCUAAGUAGGUUUCAACCAAUUUUUGGCAUAUAGCAUCUUUCAGUGAAAGGGGACAAAAAUUGUGAGUUCGAUGUCCAAUGCCCCCUUGUACCUGUGAAGAGGGAUUAAAACCCUAAAAUUAAAUAAAAUCUUCUUUACUCCUGGAUCUAUAAUGUGCCACCUCAAAACAGAAAAAAAUAGUUACAAAAAUAGUAUUUUGACUAUAAUGAUUUUAAAGUUGCUAUUAUUUAUUUUCUCCAAACAUAAAGAAAGAUUUUUUCAUUCACAUAAUGGGACUGAAUACAUGUGUAUAAUUAAGUAAUACAAAGGCUUUAACUAUCGAGAAAAAAAAAACUUGAGCAAAAUUCCAAGUUAAUCUCAGCAUCAAUAUUUUUUUAAUUGCCUCUGGAAAAUUUUACUGUAUUUACACGUGGUAAUUUUUAAACAUCAUCAGGAAAGUUGAUC
Saccostrea cuccullata (small rock oyster) is the source of this 2038-nucleotide messenger RNA. RefSeq lists its product as uncharacterized. Lineage: Eukaryota; Metazoa; Mollusca; Bivalvia; Ostreida; Ostreidae. The coding region runs from base 198 to 983 and encodes 261 amino acids. The transcript is spliced from 8 exons. The record is from RefSeq and is a predicted model, not a curated record.